Arabidopsis lyrata subsp. lyrata is the source of this 1620-nucleotide messenger RNA. RefSeq names its product pectate lyase 1. Lineage: Eukaryota; Viridiplantae; Streptophyta; Magnoliopsida; Brassicales; Brassicaceae. The transcript is spliced from 3 exons. Gene Ontology annotation, molecular function: pectate lyase activity. The record is from RefSeq and is a predicted model, not a curated record. Bases 531 to 1598 code for a protein of 355 amino acids.
AUUUUCGUAAGAAGUCACAUUUGUUAAAUAUUAUUAAUCAAGACCUAUGGUUUCUCUGAUCAAUCAAAUAUUAAUUAAUCUAUACAUAUGUAUCUGGUAAAACAGGCAUGCGUAGCUGUAAGAACUCUUGAUAUGUGCAGCAAAAUAUUUAUUUUUGGAAUCGAAUUAACACGCUACGAAACGAAUCAUCAAAACUCAACAUUUCAAUACUAAAUAUAGGAAGCUAAGAAGAAAAAGUGUCGCUCAUAACAAAAAAUAACAGUUCUACUAUUUCUUUUUUACUUUUAGAAAGUUUGCUUUAAGUUGUUACAACUUACAAACUUUUUAAGUUCUUCAAGAACUCACACUAAAUAGAAAACAUAAAACUAACUUCUUUUUUGGUUAAACAAAAACUAACUCGAUCACUGCGAUAUAUAAACUCCAUCUAUAGUACACAAAUCAUCAAACACAACAAAGCUUGUUCUCACAAUCUCAACCUUUUCACAGAAACUUUCUUCUUGAAUCUUGAUUCUUAUCACGAAUCAAGAAUCAUGGUUAAGUUCUUGAACAUCGCGUUGAUUUUACUCUUGAUCGUUUUGUUUGUCGCAAAUGUCUUGGAGGCCACGAAACUGAAUGUGAUGGACAAAUGUUGGAGACCAAACCCCCAUUGGCGUAGAACCCGCAAUCAGCUUGCGCGGUGUUCAGUCGGAUUUGCCGGAAAAAUGACGGGAAAUAUCGGUAAAGGAGUGACACAAUACAAAGUAACCGACCCUUCUGAUGAUCCUCUGAACCCUAAACCUGGAACCCUAAGAUACGGAGCAACACUCGUCAAAGGUAAAAAAUGGAUCACAUUCAAAAGAAACAUGAAGAUCAAGCUUCAUAAACCGCUUCUAAUCAGCAGCUUCACGGCACUCGAUGGUCGAGGUGCUAGUGUUCACAUCUCGGGUCCUGCUUGCCUCAUAGUCUAUAAAGCCACCGAUGUGAUUAUUCAUGGACUUAAGAUCCAUGAUUGUAAAGCUCAUCCACCGAGCUCAGUGAUGGGACCAGACUCAAAGAUCAUUCAACUUGGACAAGUUGACGGCGACGCGAUUAGGCUAGUCACGGCUAAGAAAGUAUGGAUCGACCACAACACGCUCUAUGAUUGCGAAGACGGUCUUCUAGACGUCACACGAGGGACUACUGAUGUCACAGUGUCGAACAAUUGGUUUAGGAACCAAGACAAGGUCAUGCUUCUUGGACAUGAUGAUGGCUAUGUAAGAGACAAAGAAAUGAGAGUCACUGUUGUGUUUAACCACUUUGGUCCUAAUUGCAACCAGAGAAUGCCAAGAGUGAGACAUGGAUAUGCUCAUGUUGCCAAUAACUAUUACCAAGGAUGGACUCAAUAUGCAAUUGGAGGAAGCAUGAGCCCUCGAGUAAAGAGUGAAUCAAAUUAUUUCGUGGCACCAAAAUCCGGAAGCAAAGAGGUGUUGGAAAAGCACGGCCCAAUUACGGUCCAGAUCAAAGGUUCACUGUUGCAAACGCUAAGACUGUUAAAGAACUCACUUCUUCAGCUGGAGCGUUACACUGCACCAGAAAUUCCGUCUGUUAGAACAACAACAACGCUUAACAUGACUUUUUAGCGUUUCAACAUUUCUGCGUUUU